UUUGCAAGCAAACUGAGCAGCACCUAUUUUACUUGUAAUACUUUAAAAAUCUUCUUUAAAUAAGCUCUUUCGCAAUGGAAAUAUAAUCAAGUGAAAAUUUUCGCUGUUUGAACUGAAACUGCUCUUUCAUCUGCAACAAGUUUAAAAAGCGUCCAACAUGGACGAGGACGGGCUGCCGAUCGUGGGUUCCGGUGUCGAUCUUACCAAGGUCCCUGCUAUUCAACAGAGAAGAGUCGUUGCCUAUCUCAAUCAGUUUGUCGUGCACACAGUCCGGUUCCUUAACCGCUUUUCCACAGUUUGUGAAGAGAAACUUUCCAACAUAUCUCUACGCAUACAGCAGAUUGAAACAACCCUUUGUAUUCUGGAAGCCAAGCUGUCUUCCAUACCUGGGCUGGAGGACGUCACGAUAGAGGGACUCAGUCAGCGGCAGCCUGCUCAGGCUAAUGGACCCACUAACACCAGUCAGAGCCAAACAGAUGGUCCACCAGCAGGGACCCUGCCUCCCACAGAGCCCGCUCAGACUGCACCAGAUUCUGCAGCGACACCAAAAGCAGAAGCAGCUGCAGAGAACGUCAUGACAGUGGCCAAGGACCCACGUUAUGCCCGAUACCUGAAAAUGGUCCAAGUGGGAGUCCCAGUUAUGGCGAUAAAGAACAAAAUGGUCCUGGAGGGUUUGGAUCCCAGCUUGCUUGACACACCGGAUGCCCCCUUACCUGAUGGAGGAACAAGGAGCACAGAGGAUCAGGAUAUUGCAGCCACCAGCUCUGACAGCGAAUCAUCUUUCAGUGACUGACACCUUUCCUCUGUCUCCAUCACCCAUAUAGCUUCCUGUAAAGGCCAUUCAUUGCUAUUCUGAGCUCCUGUAGGCCUGUACUGAGAAUGAAAAGUCGGCUGCAGAGUGCCUGUAAAGGAGCACCUGUGAGAGGGUGCAAAUGUAAGAGCCUGAAACAGGAAACUCCAACCAGAUUGUAAUUUCAGUGUUAAAGCACUGAAAUAGUUUUGCAUUCAGUCGGUCAGUGACCUCCACAAUUUUGAUACAUCUUGCGUUUUUGACAAAUUCAAAAAGAGGGAAUAAUUUUCCUUGUUGACUGUUUGUCAUCAGAACAUGGCAGUGGCGAUGACUAUUGUACAAGAAGUUAUUAUAUCCUGUAGAAGAUAUCGGUCUUCUUUUUAGUUGUUGCACUACUAUCACAGUUUAAUGCCUUUAAUAGAAACUUGAACAGAAAAAUUAUUUGAAAAAAGAUACUCAACAAAUAAAUUGUAUUUCUGUGUGUUAAGGCCAGGGAGAAAAAUAUCACAAUAAUCCUUCAGUAAUGAUGUAUAUCAUAAUAUGGUGUAAUUUCCGUCCUUCCUUAAAAUCAGCUGUCAUUCUGAAGUAGUUUGAUGAAAUUAUACUAGCAAUAUUUUGAUUUGUUGACCUUUAACAGAACGCUUAAAGGAAUACUUCACUCUCCAAAUGACCGUUUUUAAAUCUAUUACUAAAACUAUAUUAAGCUCUUAAACAACUCACGCAGUAUAAUUAUAGUCUCAUUUAUUCAACUGUGUGCUCAGUACUUCCUAAAAAGACAACUCUUUCUGAUGGGGAACUGAACUGAAAGCGAAACUUAUCAAUGCUCUCUUCAAAGCCAGAUUCCAUUGACAAAAGCAGUAAUUUUACCUUGCUGAACACAGGAGUUGCUGAUCUACUGCUGCCCGGAUUGGUAGAUUAUAAGUGUUAGUGUUUGACUUUGCUGAAUUUGAACUAACCUUUUAAAACAUUAAAGUCACACGGCAACACAAACAAACUGACUAAUUGAGGCAGCAGUAGACCAGCAGCUCCUGUGUUCAGGGAGAUAAAAUUACUGUUUUUGUCAAUGGAGUCUGGCUUUGAAGAGAGCAUAGGUAAGUUUUACUUUCCAUUCAGCUGGGUGGCACUGAGCAUACGACUGGAUAAAUUAGACUUUGAUUGUACUGCACAAUUUGUGUGAGAGUUCGUUAACAGAUGUUUUGAUAUAGUUUUUGCUGUUGUUAACAAUGGACCCCAAUGACUUCAAUUCAUCAAGAACUUUCAGGAGUUUUUGGAUUCUUCAUUCAUUGUGGCAACAUGUGAGAAAACAUUGUUUCCUUCAUGAAUUAAGCCUAACACAGGAUUAGUAAGUGAUAUACAAAUAAUCAUUUGGGGAGUGGCAUUUCCCUUUAAUACUGCCUGUUUUUUUUUUCUUCAUCUCAAAGCAGCAAAACUGAGAUUCAAUAAGUUGGCAUAUGAACAAUAUCCAAACAGGAGUUCCAAACUGGUGUCUUUACAGAAUAUUAUAAUCAAGUCGCAGUGGAGUGUCAUGCUUUUCCAUUAUUGUACCUUGUUAAUCACGACACAGUGACUUCUGAAAGUAUUCAGAUCUCUUUGCUUUUUUUUUUUUGCAAAGUUUAUAUAUUAAAGAUUUAAGAUGGAUUGGGUUAAAUUUUUGGGCUGUCAGUUUACUAACAAUAUGUUAGAGCAAAAACAUGUUAAUAGAAGGUUUUGAAAACUUAUUCUGAAUGAAAAAAUGAAAUCUGAAUAUUUUCCAAAGCUGCUGAGUGUGUCUUGAUUUAUAAUACAGACAAAAACUCUUUAUAUGUCACCAAUGAGUGACAGUAAAUGAUAAAAAGUAGUGUAUUGUCUGAUUCUGCUUUGGGUCCUUGCAUAGCAAACAUUUUUCUAUUGACAUUUUCAACUGGGUUUUAAUGUUUGUCCCAUGAUAGCAUUGCCUUGUACAGUAACCUCAGCUGGAAUGAAGAUAAACAAACUUGCACUAAAUCAGUGAUAAACACAACAUGUCAGAACACAAACUUGUCCCAGCUUAUGACAUUCAUCAGGACUUGUGACUACACGCCCUAAAAAUGUAAAAUAGUGAGGUCAUGAACUCCUCGGCACAUAACAAAUAUUCAUAAGAUUUCUAUGAAUGAAUAUUAUUACACUAUAGUGACUGUGAAAAUGAGUGUGAAGAAGUCUGGGAAGCACUUUGUGUACAAAAGCAAGAAGAUCUGUAAUAAAUAAACAGUUUGCUUAAAAAAAAAA
Messenger RNA from Epinephelus lanceolatus (giant grouper), 3034 nucleotides. The record is from RefSeq and is a predicted model, not a curated record. NCBI's taxonomy places the organism in Eukaryota, Metazoa, Chordata, Actinopteri, Perciformes, Serranidae.